This is a messenger RNA of Gekko japonicus, 1151 nucleotides long. RefSeq names its product retinol dehydrogenase 12 (all-trans/9-cis/11-cis) (gene RDH12). The transcript is spliced from 7 exons. The record is from RefSeq and is a predicted model, not a curated record. NCBI's taxonomy places the organism in Eukaryota, Metazoa, Chordata, Lepidosauria, Squamata, Gekkonidae. Bases 1 to 963 code for a protein of 320 amino acids.
AUGCUAGCCUUUCUGGGGUCCCUGCUGGCACUGUCCGUAACCGUCCCUCUUUUGGUAUUCAUGGCUGCUCCUUACAUCAGGAAGUACAUUGCAGGAGGAGUGUGCAAGUCUACAGUGAAGCUGAAUGGAAAAGUGGCUGUGAUCACUGGAGGCAGUACCGGCAUAGGGAAGGAAACUGCCAAAGAUCUUGCAAGAAGAGGUGCCCGAAUCAUCCUUGCUUGCAGAGACAUGGCGAAAGGAGAAGCAGCGGCCUGUGAAAUCCAAACCUCAACUGGGAACCAGCAAGUUAUUGUGAAGAAGUUAGACUUGGCAGACACCAAGUCUAUUAGGGAAUUUGCGGAGAAUUUCCUAAAAGAAGAGAACGAGUUACACAUCCUCAUUAACAAUGCAGGGGUGAUGAUGUGCCCCUACUCCAAGACGGCCGAUGGCUUUGAGAUGCACAUGGGAGUCAAUCACUUGGGGCACUUCCUUUUAACGUUUCUAUUGCUAGAGCGCCUGAAGCAAUCUGCUCCAGCUCGCAUUGUGAACGUGUCAUCACUGGCUCAUCAUGGUGGGAAGAUUCGUUUCCAUGACCUCCAGAGUGAGAAAAGCUACAACCGGACCCUGGCCUACUGCCAUAGCAAACUGGCCAAUAUUCUGUUUACCCGGGAAUUGGCCAAACGCCUGCAAGGUACUGGUGUCACUGUAAAUGCUCUGCAUCCGGGCUCUGUACAGACUGAAUUGACCCGUCAUGUACCUCUAGUGGAUAUUAUCUGGAGGAAGAUAACUUUCUUCUUGAAGACACCACAAGAAGGAGCCCAGACCAGUGUGUAUUGUGCAGUGGCAGAGGAGCUGGAGUCAGUGAGUGGGAAGUAUUUCAGUGACUGCCAACCAGCAUAUGUCUCAGCUCAAGGCCGUAAUGAAGAAACAGCUAAGCAACUUUGGAAAGUCAGCUGUGAACUCUUAGGCAUCAAGUGGGACUGAAUGAUGAGGGAUCUUUUGUUGUAGCUGCGUGUUGCCACUAAGGUAUUUGCUGUGAAAACAGGAACUGAGAACCCCCCAGCAUUGUCAUCUGAUGCAAGCAAUCCAAAGUGUAAAUGAAGGAUUAGUUUUCAACUUAGUUUCAUACACACUUAAUCGUGUAACAGGGGAUAUGCAUUUUCUAACUUGAG